UUACAAACCAAAGCCGUGACCCAUCACGUCUACCACCAACGAUGCUGUAGCAGUAGUUCAGCAUCUCCCAUCUCUCAUAUCCCUUACUCACUCACAUGGAGCGAAGUCGCGUUCAGGAAUGCUAGGGACGAGAAGGGAGCUGAGCGUCGCAAUACGCUCACUCAUCAAGCAGGAACUUGAAGCAAGACAAACGAUCGGACGGAAUCUUGCUUCAUACACCAUUUAACACCACCACCGCCUCGAUUGCCAUGGCUCAGUCACAGCCGCCGCCUGCGCGGCCACCGCUUCCUCAAUCUCAAGGCUCCUUUCAGCGUGAUUUUGCCGCGCCGAAUGGCCGACCUACCUCACUUGGACCUCAGUCCCCGCCGAUAGCCAUGAACUAUUCCGCAUCCUCACCUCAACCGUUCUCGCCUCAACAGUAUACUCAACCACCAGCUGCGAAAAGACCGAAACUUUCUCCCGAGGUUCAUUCUCCUUUCCCGUCUCAGAGCUAUCCUUCUACGCCAGUCACGCAGCCGCCAACCCCAGGCGCGAACGCGCAGAUGAAUGGUCCUACAACUCCUGCUCCACGGAGCGGUCUCAUGCCACCUCCACAGCGACCGACCGACAAAGCCGAAGAUCGGAACUACGAAGACAUCUUAUCAGGAACUGGAAUUAAUAUUGAAGAGGAAGCCAGGAUGCUUGUCAGGCCGGACUAUUUAGGUGGUGCUGUGCCGAAACCAUCUGCGCGGCAACAACCGGGAACGUUUGAUUAUCAGUCAAAUUCCUUUUCUCAAGCGGCUUCCAACGGGGCGGCCUCAGCAUCAAAGCCAGAAUCGAGCGGAGGUCAGGAUUCAUCUCAGCAAUAUCAGCCGACAGCGGAGGAACUAAAGCGAAGAGAGGAGGCACGUGCAGACUGGGAGGCAGCUAGGCAUAGCCAGCACCCUCUGUGGGAUCUGUUUUUGCUGGGCGGCGCGUUGAACGAGAGGAUCCGGAACAUCAGUAUAACUGAGCAUUUGAUUGAUCCGCAAUCAGGAGUGUUGGUGAAUACGCAGAAACAUGCCCCGCCACCUACUGUACGGGUCAACGGUUUAGAGGGGGCUUCGCGGAUCAUUGAUAAGGGCCAAGCCAUCCUGGAUACGGGCCAGAAGGGUGAACGGCUAUCGGAUAUCAUGAAAGUCAUCAGCUUGGCUACAAAGGCGCGCAUGACUGGUUUGGUCAGCGCAGCUUCGAGACUGGCGCUGGAACGGCAACUCCAUUCCAAAGGAAAAGUGCCAGAAGAAUGGCAGGACAUUGCUGUUCCGGUCAAAUCGGCCACGGACGUGCCUGAAGGAGCGUCCAGUCCUGUGGGCAGGUCCAGCUUGAAGCGUACAUACUCCGAAGCAAACUUGAACGUUGAAGUGGCUUCGGCGGAUGGAGGUCCUCCACGCCUUGUUGCAGUCUUGGACAAGACGUCUCAAUCGGAACGGAGUACUGAAGACAUGCGACGACAGAAACGACAGAAACGACGAGCAACUGCGCAGGCUGAGGGCACAUCUACGGGCGAAGCAACGCCGGACGCCGCCCUGGCCGCCGCCCUGGAGUCGGACAAGAAGACAACAAAGAAAGAGAGGAAACUCGCCGAGUCGAAAUUUACGGAACAGCAGCAACACAAGUCCGCCAACGAAGCAGCCCGGAUGGCCGUGUCUAGUAUGCUGGGAAGCCGGUUUGGAGGCAAAAAGGCGAGGACCUAUGACUGGAUGAAUGCCGGCAAGGGAGGAGCAGCAAGUCCAGCCACGACGCCCGGAAGGCCUCUGGGAUCAGGUUCAACAUCAGUCGUGGGCACUCCAACUCCAGAUCGGGGACGGGCAGCGUCGAAGGAGAAACACUUGGGUCAGUGGGACGAGGCCAAAGAUGCCAAAAUCCAGGCCCGAGAUGUAUUGCUUGUGCUGGAAAGCGACGGAAGAGCCCCAAAAUCCUAUGUGCGAGGCACUAGCCUGCCACGAAGCUGAUUGUUGCAUCUGCACUGGCAUUUCUAGAUAUGGUCGGUCACUGGAGGGAUGGGUCUAGGGCCGGGAGCAUCUUUGUUGCAUGGGCGACAGCAUGGAUUUUGUAAAAUAAAUAGGCCACAAAACGACAGUUCUUCCCAUGUGAACCUGUUCCGACCCGCUGACAACCUUGAAGUUAGCAAAUGGCAAUCCGAGGAAGAUAUGGCAACUACUCCGGUAGUAGCCAGCUUGUACACAGAGGUCAGGCUGAGCAGAUCCACUACUGGGCUACAUAGAGUUCAAAGACCUUUCUAUCCAUGCA
This is a messenger RNA of Exophiala dermatitidis NIH/UT8656, 2268 nucleotides long. RefSeq lists its product as uncharacterized. Gene Ontology annotation, biological process: DNA-templated transcription initiation. Gene Ontology annotation, cellular component: transcription factor TFIID complex. The record is from RefSeq and is a predicted model, not a curated record. Lineage: Eukaryota; Fungi; Ascomycota; Eurotiomycetes; Chaetothyriales; Herpotrichiellaceae. Bases 249 to 1970 code for a protein of 573 amino acids. The transcript has 2 exons.